AAUAAUUUUGUUACGUGAAUACAUCUACUUUCGUACUAGUUUAUAACAAUAACCGGUUUCUUUACAGAUUCCCUGUGUAAUUGUUAGUUCAAAUUCUUAUAACAGACCUAUUAGAAUCUCAAGACUUCGUUUAUUUCUUUUUGUGAUACGAAGAUACGCUACGUCGACAGUAAAAUGGUGUACCAACGUGAACCGACUGUGGUGGGAGUGCCCAACUUCAAUGCGACGGAGGAUGCGGCCGCCCUAAGAGCCGCCAUGAAAGGCUUCGGCACAGACGAGCAGGCGAUCAUAGACAUCUUGACUACACGCUCCAAUGCCCAGCGACAGGCCAUCGCUAAGGCAUUCACCCACGAAUAUGGCAGGGAUAUCAUUGAAGACCUGAAAUCGGAACUGGGCGGCCAUUUUGAAGAUGUGAUCGUGGCCCUAAUGAUGCCCCCUGAGGAGUAUCUGUGCAAGGAGCUGCACAAGUGCAUGGAAGGUAUGGGCACGGAUGAAGACACCCUCGUCGAGAUCCUCUGCACCAGAACCAAGCCGGAGAUUGCAGCUAUCGUGCAGGCUUAUGAGAGGAUGUACGACCGUCCCCUUGCCGAACACAUGUGCUCAGAGACCUCCGGCGACUUCAGACGUCUGCUUACCCUCAUUGUAACUGGGGCGCGGGAUGAGGAGGUCGGUGUCGACCCUGAGAAGGCCCGAGAGGAUGCACAGGCGCUGUUUGACGCCGGAGAGGCCAAGUGGGGCACUGAUGAAGAGGUCUUUAACAGGAUUCUGGCCCACGAGAGCUUUGCCCAGCUGAGUCAGAUCUUCGAGGAGUACAAGAACAUCUCGGGCCGCACCAUCGAGCAAGCCAUCAAGGCGGAGAUUGGAGGGGAGCUGAAGGACGCGCUGUCUGCUAUUGUGGAGUGUGUGGAAAGCGCGGCGGCGUGGUUCGCGACGCGGCUGAGGAAGGCCAUGCAGGGACUCGGCACCGACGACCGGACCCUCAUCCGCAUCAUAGUCAGCCGCUCAGAGAUCGACCUGGGGGCCAUCAAGGCGGAGUACGAGAGACUGUACGAUAAGACGCUGGAGAGCGAGAUCAGGGUACGUAUAACGUGGCGUGUGUCUUGCAGUGGAGUGCGUGGAGAAUGCGCCCGCGUGGUUCGCGGCGCGCCUGCGCAGCGCCAUGCAGGGCGCCGGCACCUCCGACGAGGUCCUCGUCAGGGUCAUCACCAGCCGCGCCGAGAUAGACCUCGGCUCCAUCAAGGCGGAGUACGAACGAUUGUAUGAUAAGACCCUCCAGAGCGACCUCUCGGGUGAAACUUCUGGAGACUACAAACGCGCCUUGGUGGCACUGUUGGGGCCCGUUUAAGGACGAAGAAGGCGAAUUUUCCUGCAAGAAACUGGUAAAUGGAGACCUAAAAAGAUUCCAAGCCGAAUGAAAAUGAAUCCUGUAAAG
Messenger RNA from Spodoptera exigua (beet armyworm), 1432 nucleotides. The record is from the annotation of a GenBank genome assembly. Lineage: Eukaryota; Metazoa; Arthropoda; Insecta; Lepidoptera; Noctuidae.